CCCUCCUCCUCCCCCCAUUCCCCUUCCUCCUUCCUCCCCUCCCCUUCCCUUCUCUUCCCACCAUGGCAACGAUAAUUAGCUUCCGCCACUUUCCGCUCUCCAAUUUUGUUGUGAUGCUGUCACUCGUGGCAGUUGUCCAAGGAGGUGUAUGGAGGGCAGGACCCGAUGGAAGCGGGCCUGGCACUCCUGCGAACCGCGACGACUCUGCUGCAGCUGCUCUUGGCGGAUGUCUUUACGUGAUCGGCGGGAAGACCGAUAUCGGAAUUUCUAACGAUGUGUGGCAGCUGUGCGGCAACGAGUGGACCAGCAUGGCAGUCGACAUGGCUCCGCCGCACACGGCGUCGCCAUCAGCGCCGCCUCCGCCACCACUGCCUUUCAUGGAGGACCAUGUUGUGACGUCGCUCGAGCCGGAUGUGCUGUUCGUUUUUUGGAGCAGUACGUGUGGAUGGCCAACACUACCGAUGCGCCCCUCGGUGCGCUGCUCUUCUCUGGGCCGUACGGCCCGUUGCCUGGUGGCGCCAGCUUGAAGGAUGCAACAGGCGUCGCUGUCACCGAUCCUACCUCAGGCGUCCCGCACUUUAUCAUCUUUGGAGGCCUUGAUCGGAAUUCUCUGGCGAACCCGACGUCAAACAAGUUAUACGACUUUGAUUCGGCCACGGGGGACAUCUCGCUGCUCCAGGUCUCGUCUACCACGGGCCUACUUCCCCUACCGCGCGAGGACUCGUUCAUGGCACUCGCAGACGACGGCCUCGUCUACAUGUUCGGCGGCGCAUUUGGCGACGACGUCCUCGACGACAUGUGGACCUUUGACUAUGGUCCGCGGAUCUGGCAACCGAUCCCGCGCCCGUCUGAUCCUGCCGCCGUCUGGCCGCCGCCGAUCGAGGACGAGGUCAUCGUCCCGCUGGGAGAUCCGGCACGGACACUGGCUAUGGUCCAUGGCGCCGACGCAGGUGGUGCCGUCUACCUCUACUCGAUUGACAGCGGAUUGUGGACGUAUGACCCGAUCACGCUUGCACCCCUGGCUCAGAGCCCAAGCCUCAGCUCAGGCCUCGCCCCGCUCGUCGCCAACACAACUGCCGACGAGCCGGCGGUUGCAGUUGCACCGAGCCGGAAAGAUCACGUCGGAGGCCGUGUCUCGGCGACCGAGCUUGUCAUCUUCUCUGGUUCGCUGGAGGAGAUUGAUAUCAAGGCUGGCGACGUGUGGUGGUACUCGGUGGCGGAUUGUCCCAACAACUGCUCUACCUCACUUCCUCGCUCGAGCGAGAAUGCUUGCGGCAGCCUCGGCAUCUGCUCAUGUAGCGCACCUGUUCUUGACCUCGCCGCGCUCCUCGCCAGCAGCCCGACAGACGCCGAGUCGGCUCUGAGCGAGUACGCUCACAACACGCUGCUGGCGCUACUCCCGGACUCAUCGUCAGGCAAGACACUUGCUCUGGCGCUUGGCGUCAGCAUUCCUCUGAUUAUCAUCAUUGGUUUUGGUGUGGCCGCCAUCAUGUUCUUUCUGCAUCGUCGUCGGUCGGCACAGGUCACCUACCGCCUUGACGCGCACUCGGACAUCAUCAUUCCGUUUGACGAGCUCGAGCUGGGUGCUUUGCUCGGCGCCGGCGCGUACGGCGUGGUCCAUCGCGGAAUGUGGAAGGGCGACGUGGUGGCGGUCAAGCAGCUAUCGCUAUUGGCGUGCUCGGACCCUCCCGCAGACGAGUCGUCCAGCGCGAGGGCACCCGAUGCCGAGCAAGCCGAGAUUCCCGAGGCGGUCAUGGCCGAGUUUGCCGCUGAGGCCUCUGUGCUCCUUGCCUGCCGGCACCCCAACAUUACGCUCCUUCUCGGAGUAGCGCUCGACCCGCCGGCGCUCGUCUCUGAGUUUAUGUCGCGCGGCUCGCUGUUUGCGGUCCUCUCAGCCGAGGACAUCGCGCUCGACGUGACGAUGGUCUACUACUGGGCGGCUGGUCUCGUUUCUGGCCUCCGCUUCCUUCACUCUAACGACAUCACCCACCGCGACAUCAAGUCGCUAAACGUGCUCCUCUCGGACGGCUGGAUGCCCAAGCUGACCGACUUUGGCCUCUCCAAGUUUGCCGCCGUCGAGGCCGAGCCUCAAGGCACUGGAGGUGGCAAGGGCAAGCAAACGGCCUCGCCGUCGCCAAGCAAUGUACCCAUGGAGCUCGAUGCGCCGCUGGGCACCCUGCUGUGGACCGCACCCGAGGUGCUGGCGUCGACAGUCGACUCUCACGCCAUUGCCGACAUCUACUCGCUUGGCGUGGUCAUGUGGGAGAUGGCAUCGCGGCUCCCGCCCUACGGCUCGGCAUCCGAUCCGAUUGUCGUUGCUCUCGAGGUCAUGGCGGGGACAGCCAAGCUCCCGAACGACGUCCUCAUGCCGGGCCUGCAUCCGGUGUACGUCUCGGCCUUGUACGCGGCCCUCGCGCAUGAUCCCAACCAACGAGCGACGCUGGACGAUCUUGCCGAGCGGCUGUCUACCAUCAACAACCCAUCGCGGCUGGUAUACCCGUCAUCGGUCCGGGAGCCCGAGGGCGAUGUCUACACCUUGACGCUCAUUGUGCCCGGACUUGAGCACUUACUGGGAUCGGCUGGCGAGGCCAGCGUCGGGCCGCAUAUGAAGGCCUUCCACUCUCUGGUUCGCGACAACUUUUCGUCGCUGUCGGUCUUUCUGGAGACCUGGUCAAUCGAGUCGAUUGUGGGCGUGUGCGCACGGCCGUCGCAGGUUACAAAGGCCCUUUCUCUUGUGAUGCGGGACGUGGAGGCGGCGUGGUCACAGCUGCCGCCCACGCCGCUUACCUUGAUUGCAUUGGUGUCGACCGGCGAGGCUGAGACCGGCCCCAUGGAUCCACGGACCGGCAAGUCAACGUACUCGGGUUCCGCACUAGAAAGCGCGCAUGAGUUGCGGACCACAACGCGGUCAUUGGCGCUGGACAAGGGCGUGCCGCCGAGCAUCGCGUCAGUGGCACCGUCCAAGGAGCUGCCAGACGUUGUUGUCGAUGACGAGGCGCACCCGAUGCCGUUUGUGGUGCUGAUGGCGAAAGAGGCGUGGGAGGCGUGUGGUCCUGGGCUCUUGCUCGACGCGUACGAAGGCGUUAGCGCCGGAUUCAUCCACUUUGCCGCACCGCAUCUGGCUGUUAUCUCCAACGCUGUCGGAGCCGGCGCUGUGUGGGCCAUGUCGGGCGAUGUGGAUGCGCGGCUCCGGUCGCUGCAGACAGCCUGGAAUCAGCUGAUGACGGAAUCACACGAGCACCACGACCUGCCGCUCAUGCCGGCCAAGUUUGUCAAGUCGUGCAUCCGCGAGAUCAACCGCAUCGGAACUGGCUCGUUUGGCCGUGUCUUCAUGGCCUCGACAACUCGUAGCGGCUCGCCAGACGUUGCGGUCAAGGUCAUGCUGCAGGACCGCCUAGCGCCCAACGCGCUCGUCGACUUUGCCACGACGCUGUUCUCGGCUCAUCAGGUCAUGGCGUCGAUCCCGUGCGUGUCCCAUGUAGCGAGCGUUUGCCUCGACGCAGGCUCGCUGGCAAUGGCUUCGGCGCUGGUACCGGGCAAGUCGCUGGCGCAGACCGACUACAUUCCGCUCUCCAAGGCGACCCGAAGCACAUACAUUCUCCUGGUGGCGCAGGGCCUUGCAGCGCUCCAUGCCGCCGGCGUCGUCCACGGCGCAAUCAAGCCGGGCAACAUCCAUCUCCCCGAUGCAUCAUCGUCGGCUCCGGCUGCAAUCAUGUUCUCAGACGUUGGCGUUUGGUCGCUCAAGGCGAACCUCAACACGGUGACAGUCUCGCCGUCGGUGGCGUAUACCACGCCGGAGCAGCUGAUCGGCAUGAUUCCGACCGAGUCGUCGGACGUAUACGCAGCCGCCAUGGUCAUUCUGGAGAUCCUCUGCCCGGCCGCCUUUCCGACUUCUGCAGCGUGCCUGCCAUGCAGCUAGCCAUGAUCAUCAUGGCCGGCGACGUCAUCGACCCGCUGAGCCUCGGCAUCCCAUCAUGUCUCACCUCGGUCCUCUCCUCGGCGCUCGCGACCUCGCCUGACUCGCGGCCGACUGCGGCCGACUUGGUUGCCGCCUGCCAAUUGCUGUAGCUCCAUCGCCCGUGCUCAUCGCUUGGUAACCCAGCAUAGUAGCAAGUGCAGGAGCAACAUGGGCAGUAGGAGCAGGAGUUGCAGCAGCAACAUCAUAUUGUGGAGACCAAGACGCAUACGUAGCCAUCGAAGCCGCCAGCAAGCAGCCGGCUAGCAAGCGUUCAAGCCGCUUCAUGGUGAUGCGACACCAUCAUCACACAACGUCCAUGCCACCGAGAAGUUGAUGCAAGCCCCCAUCUGACAUCCUGUCUUAUCAAACCAUGAACACACUCGCCCAUCAUCACA
Messenger RNA from Thecamonas trahens ATCC 50062, 4353 nucleotides. Its product is annotated as TKL protein kinase. Gene Ontology annotation, molecular function: protein binding; ATP binding; protein kinase activity. Gene Ontology annotation, biological process: protein phosphorylation. Lineage: Eukaryota; Apusomonadida; Apusomonadidae. The record is from RefSeq and is a predicted model, not a curated record. Bases 446 to 3919 code for a protein of 1157 amino acids. The transcript has 2 exons.